CCAAAUCCAGUAUCUUCGUAGUUUGUCCGAAUCAGUCACUUGGAGUGAGCUUGUUCACUGUUAGAGCUGGGCGGCGACAAAGCGAGCGAUCUGUGGCUUCCAGAUCCAUAUCCAAUCACCGACGCACAGACAAAACGAAGAAGGAAAAGAUGAGAUAUGGCGUUUGGGGUAGGAGGAGGGUGUCCGUCGGAUCAAUUCUGAUAGUCUGUGCGUUGUGUGCUGGAAUGGGGCUGUUGAUGCUCAACUUACGACAAGUCGAUCCUCCGACGAGCCCCGAUUUCUAUAUGCAAAUUGAAAAUUUGGGUUCGGAUUCAGAUUCUGAAAACGGCGGCGGAGUUGAGCGGGAGACGGAGCCGCAGGGCAAGAGUAAGAGAAAAUCGAGCUCGUGCGCGACGGUGGAGGAGAUGGGAAAGGAGUUCGGGGGAGGAGGGUUUUGGGAGGAGAGUCGCAGAGUCAGGAAGUUUAUUCAGCAUCACUUUGACUUGAAUGGUGCUUCCAGGGUAAGAAAUCUUCCACCGGCACAGUUUUGUCGGCACGGAUUUGUGAUGGGUAAAGCAUCAGAGGCGGGUUUCGGGAACGAAAUGUACAAAAUCUUAAGCGGUGCCGCGUUGAGUAUAAUGUUGAACCGGUCCCUCAUCAUUGGGCAGACCAGGGGAAAAUUCCCUUUCGGGGAUUACAUUUCUUAUUCCAAAUUUUCCUUUACGAUGAGAGAAAUUAAGCAUCUGUGGAGACUUAAUAAAUGUGUGAAGAAGUAUGGGAGGCAACUGGUUAUGAGGACUGAUGACUUUGAGAAGCCAGCACAAACAAACGUUCUGUGUAGCAACUGGAUGAAAUGGAAGCAGCCGAUUAUAUGGUUCCAAGGUACGAAUGACGCUGUGGCAGCCCAGUUUUUCUUGAAGAACAUCCACCCUAAGAUGAGGAAUGCUGCAUCUGCUUUAUUUGGGAAGCCAGAGGUUCUCCAUUCUCGGCCUAAUGUAUUUGGGGAGCUGAUGAGAGUGCUUAUAACCCCUUCUGAGGAUGUCCAGGAAGCAGUCAAUUGGGUUCUUGGUGGAGCUGAACCUGAUAUUUCACUGCACAUGCGAAUGCUCAUGAAUAAGUCUGUGAGAGCUGCACAGGCAGCAGUGAACUGCAUCAAAAAAGCCGUGCACAAUCUUGGCAAAUCCCCAAAGCCUAGGGUGGUGUUAGUGUCUGACAAUCCCUCUCUUGUGAAAAGUAUUACACCAAAUAUAAAUAAAUUUGCAGAGGUUAUUCACUUUGAUUAUGAACUUUUCAAAGGAAAUAUAUCCAAUGGCCGUAAAGGAUUGCACAGUUUAGAGUUUAGAGUGAAAGAUUGGGGUCCAGCGCCGAGAUGGGUUGCCUUUGUGGACUUCUUUCUUGCAUCACGGGCAAAACAUGCUGUUGUGUCUGGGGCUCACAGGCGUGUUGGGACUACCUAUGCUCAGUUAAUUGCUGCACUGGCUGCCGCAAACAGUCUUGGCGAUGAACCAACUGGUUCAAGUUUUGCAUUCUUAAGUAGCUUCCAAGGUGAUUUGCUGAGAGGAGGUUUAAGGUUUCAGAUUGGUUGGGGGCAUGUGUGGAACAGAUUUGCAGGUCCCCUUGGUUGCCAUGGCCAGCCUAAUCAAUGUGCUUUCACACCACUUCUCCCUCCGGCGUGGUGGGAUGGUCUUUGGCAGUCCCCGCUUCCUAGGGAUAUCAAGAGGCUGGCCGAGUACGGCAUUGAGCUAUCCGGUUUUGGGACGAUCAACGAAAAUCAUCUUCAGUCUUUUUGUAGGUCAAAGAAAGUGGUUGUGAAAACUAUUCCGUUCCUUUUGUAAUAUUUAACAUUGCAUUUCAUUCGUGCUCAUUACACAUUGACAUUGACAUUGACACUGAUAUGUUUUGGCUCGUCGUCCACCUUUUAUACUUGUAAGAUUACUAGCAAACGCAGCUUAUGAAAUUCGAGUUUUUUUCUCUUCUA
Molecule: messenger RNA, 1957 nt
Organism: Malus domestica (apple)
Lineage: Eukaryota; Viridiplantae; Streptophyta; Magnoliopsida; Rosales; Rosaceae
Source: RefSeq, a predicted model, not a curated record